This is a messenger RNA of Myotis davidii, 1065 nucleotides long. Its product is annotated as zinc finger protein 239-like. The record is from RefSeq and is a predicted model, not a curated record. Gene Ontology annotation, biological process: regulation of transcription by RNA polymerase II. NCBI's taxonomy places the organism in Eukaryota, Metazoa, Chordata, Mammalia, Chiroptera, Vespertilionidae. The transcript has 3 exons. Gene Ontology annotation, molecular function: RNA polymerase II cis-regulatory region sequence-specific DNA binding; DNA-binding transcription factor activity, RNA polymerase II-specific. The annotation marks the transcript as partial.
CAUCAGAGCAGUCACACAGGAGAAAAGCCUUAUAAGUGCAAUGAAUGUGGGAAAUCUUUUACCUCUAAAUCUUACCUUCCCAUUCAUCAGAGAGUUCACACGGGAGAAAAGCCUUAUAAAUGCAAUGAAUGUGGGAAAUCUUUUACCACUAAUUUCAAACUUUAUACACAUCAGAGAGUUCACACUGGAGAAAAGCCUUAUAACUGCAGUGAAUGUGGGAAGUCUUUUACCACUAAGUCUUACCUUCACACCCAUCAGAGAGUUCACACUGGAGAAAUGCCUUAUAACUGCAGUGAAUGUGGGAAAUCUUUUACCACUAAGACUUACCUUCACAUUCAUCAGAGAGUUCACAUAGGAGAAAAGCCUUAUAAAUGCAGUGAAUGUGGGAAAUCUUUUACAACUAAGUCUUACCUUCACAUUCAUCACAGAGUUCACAGAGGAGAAAAGCCUUAUAAAUGCAAUGAAUGUGGGAAAUCUUUUACAACUAAUUUCAAAGUUCACAGACAUCAGAGAGUUCACACUAGAGAAAAGUCUUAUAAAUGCAGUGACUGUGGGAAAUGUUUUAACAGUAACAGUAAACUUUGUCAUCAUCAGAAAGUUCAUACAGGAGAAAAGCCUUAUAAAUGUAGUGAAUGUGGGAAAUCUUUUAACAGUAACAGUAAACUUUGUCAUCAUCAGAAAGUUCAUACAGGAGAAAAGCCUUAUAAAUGUAGUGAAUGUGGGAAAACUUUUACUGAAAACGAAGCUCUCCAAAAUCAUCAAAGUUUUCAUAGAGAAGAAAAGCCUUAUAAAUGCAGUGACUGUGGGAAAUCUUUUACCUGUAACAGUAAACUUUGUCGUCAUCAGAGAGUUCAUACAGGAGAAACAGAAGUCAUACAAGACAAAAACCUUAUAAAUGCAGUGACUGCGGGAAAUUUUAUACCAGUAGCACCAACCUUCACCGUCAUCAGAGAGUUCAUAGAGGAGAAAAUGCUUAUAAAUGCAGUGAAUGUGGACAAUCUUUUACAACUAACUCUCACCUUCAUUGUCAUCAGAGAGUUUACACAGGAGAUUGUGCUUUCCUGA